Paramuricea clavata is the source of this 13849-nucleotide messenger RNA. The record is from the annotation of a GenBank genome assembly. Lineage: Eukaryota; Metazoa; Cnidaria; Anthozoa; Malacalcyonacea; Plexauridae.
UCGAGCGUAUCUAGUUCCAGUACCACGCCCUUCUCGCGGUUGACUCACGGAAUCGAUCGCUAGGCAAGGAAAGACGUGUGGAAAAUUCCCCAUUUAUCAGGUAUUUGUCCUUAUUUUCUGCUUAUACUUUUACCAAACUUCUAUGGAACUAUACGUUGUUAUUCUUGAAGUCUGUGAAACAAAAGACCUUUGUUGCGUCGCUGUUGAAACGCUUUGAAAUUCUCGUCUGGAGUUUCCUUUUAGACGUCGCCUAAUUCGGUACUGCCCGAUUUCGUACCCAUAUAGAAAUUGCUUGAUUUUGGACGACUUUUCGCCGACUUUUCCAAGCGUUCGUGGCUGUUGAGGUGGCCGUGAUAUCCCUUUUAAACCUGUCGCUUAUUUGCGUUUUGUUUGGCAUCUUUCGUACAGGAACCUAAAGUUUGAAACUCGACAGCCAAGAUGCCGAAAUCGGUGAGUUUUUUGAAAUCAUAUUAUAUUUGCGAUUCCAUUUAUGAACUUGUAAUACUAAAAGCGAUAAGAUUAGCUCAAUAUAUCCUGGUAUUGAAAACAUUUCAGAAUCAUAAACUCGAUUAUACGCGAGGAACGUCUCGAAUAUAUAACUGAAAAUGGCUACGUUGUUCACCAAUAAAUGUUUAUAUUCUCGACAGGUAAAUGUGCGUGUGACUACGAUGGACGCGGAGUUAGAAUUCGCGAUCCAACCUAGUACAACUGGCAAGCAACUCUUCGACCAGGUAAGGCCAUAAAUUUAAUUGGCUUCGCAUAUUUUUUCCUACUAGUCAUAUGCGAAUAUAGUUUCCCAUUGUGAUUCUGAAUUCACGGUGUUAUUUUCCCACAACAUAUUUAUGUAUAUUGUCCUGAAAUUUUUAGGUUGUCAAAACUAUUGGCUUACGUGAAAUUUGGUUCUUCGGCUUGCAAUACACGGAUACAAAAGGUCUCGUAACUUGGCUGAAAUUAAAUAAAAAGGUACUGUACAAGUUUUUAAUUUAUGAAAAUCCAAUACUAAUUGGUAUUAUACAAGCUCCUUGCUGUGACCGAAUGCGUCCAAAUAUAAUAUAAUAAAAGGCCCAAAUAAAUUUGUCGUAUAGAGUUUAAUUUGUGGGUUUGUUUUCAAAACUUGUAUACAAUUACAAAUCAGGAGAAAAUAUUUCGAGUCAAUUACUAAAUUGGCUCAAGGAAUGCAAUGUUUUGAAAUAUUAACUAGCAUUUAAUGAGAAGCCAUUUCAGUGUGGGAAAAAUUUUGAAUAAUGGCGUCCAUUUGAGGAUUAAUGGCAUUUAUUUUGAAUAGCGUAUUUUGGGAUGUCCGGGCCUAUUUUUCUAACAUGUGUCAAAGCAAUGUGUUUCAGGACCUGACCUCAUGUCUCAAGCAUGUUUUGCAGAUCAAAUUGACUUCUCGAAUUACAAUAAUUGCAAUACAGCAUAAUAUAAUAAAAUGGCAUUUAAUUUGAGGUCCCAAAUCUGAAACUUUGGCCCCAUUCUUUUGAAAUACGUUCCUUCCUGCAGUUUUUAGAAAGGGUGUGCUUAUUUGAACACACUUUAUUGGAUGGGAAAGAAAAAAUUGUAUUUUUAAAAGAGAAAAUUUUGUAUUUUUUAUGCAUUAAAUAUAUAUGUUUGAUCUAAUUUUCACUUACUUAGCACAUUAUGUAAAUCACUAUUGCACAAUAUUUUGCUGUGAAUAUAUUCCAGUCAAAAUAUACAUGCAAACAAUAUUACUAUUAUGGCAAUAGCAGCUUUCCCUAGAAAUUUAUUUUCUAAGUUUGAACAUUUUUCUAAUGAAUUUUUCAUUUCAAUAACUUCCUACACUUGAGUUAUCAAAGGACUGUGAUUGGUUAAUUAUAGGCAACUUACUUUGUGUUGCAAAAUGCCAAAUGCCAAAGCAGGUUAUAUAUCAGCAAUUGGUUUGCUAGAAAUAUCAUAAUUAUUUGUUUAAAUUAACAAAGCUUUUGAUCUGUAUAAAUCAGAUUUUCGAAAGUGCAAACGAUGCUUGCACUGAUGAAAUAUUGUUCUUUCAGAUCCAAUACUUUGCCAAAUUUAAAAUGAGUUUGCAAAACAUAUAUUUUUAAGCAAAACAGUUAGAUUAGCUACAAUGUUGAUAUGUUCAAAACUUUAAUUAAUCAAGAAUGCAAGUUGGUCUAAGUUCUAAGGAAAUAUAAUUUGCUUGACUAUUUUGGAAUGUUACUAUUAAUCAAGAAUGCAAGUUGGUCUAAGUUCUAAGGAAAUAUAAUUUGCUUGACUAUUUUGGAAUGUUACUAUUAUUAGAACCACAACAAGAACUGCAUUUGUUACAUUUGAACAUUAACCCAUACCCAUUGAGUGACAGCACUCUCCUUUUGACAAGUAAAAUCUUCUGGUGUUAUAGGCAGAGUAAGAAUAAUGUAGUGUGUAUUAAGCCUGGUUUCUGUAUGAUUGUAAUGGUCGUAAAAAUAGAGUCGCAAUCUUUUUCAAUGGCCAAUUUAUAAUAGUUUAUACCUGUAAACCACAUAUGAAUCGUGAGUAUAUUCUCUAGUUAUAAUCACUAUGCAUAUUUUCGGUUCUAAAAUGUUGUAUUUUGGCUCUAUAUAGCCAAGGUGACAUAAUUUCCGGAGGCAUGUAUUGUUCUUCUCUUGAGAAUACAGAAACUGAACCUGACAAGGUUCUUCCACUCCCAAAAGACCGGAAGUCCAGGGUUUGAAUUAGUUGAGAAAAACUGAUGUGCACCUUUUAAAAAAUGUGGCUCUAAAUUUUUAUAAAAUAGGUUCAUGAUUGUUCAUCAACUUCUACUCAAUCACACUGCUAUAAUUUAAUUAAUUGAAUACUUUUUAAACAUUGUGUGCAAUCCUUGAUGUACAAACUUAACACAUAACAUUACUGCAGAUUCAGGAAGACCGUGAAAUGCGAAUAGUUGUUACAUUAGUUUUAAUGGUUGCAGGUUGCACGAUGAUGUUUCAGACAUUUCUAAGGCGUGGCUUCAACGUUUAUUUUCAAAAUUUAACCAUUGUACUGUUGUAAUUUUGAAAACAAACAUUGAAGCCACGCCUUAGAAACGUCUGAAAAUCUGCCUAGAAAUGUCAUUGUGCAACCGUUAAAACUAACACGACAAUUUUUUGCUUUGGGUUGUUCCAGAAAAGAUCCACACUCCCCCCAAAGAGGACAUUUCUGCUGUCCAGAGGGGGAGGGGAGAAAAAAUUGUUUCUGAUAAUAGUAAAUGUAUAGGACAUCCGAAGGGGGUAGGGGGUUAACUUACUAUUUCCUCCAUUGGGGUGGUAUGGAUGUUUUCUGGAAUGACCCAUUUCACGGUCCACCUGAAUCCGCAGUAACCCAUUGAGCCCUACUUGUCUAACGCCAGACGAUUUUACUCUUCAAUGGGGAAGCUCUGCAGGUUAAUGGGUUAACCAAAAGAAAUCUGACAAUGUCUCUAGUUAAUUAACCCAUUGAGCCGCAAUGUGCCCCAGUGUGCCCUACUUAUUUUUUUUUACUUGUCUAAUGCCAGAUGAUUUUACUCGUCAAUGGGGAAGCGCUGCAGCUUAAUGGGUUAAUCAGUCAUGUGUUGUCUGUCAUGGUGGCUAAAAUUUGACACCUUCCAGUCCGCAAACGCUUGUUUGUGUGCAUGCAAAAGCACUUGUUUAUAAAUUAUAAGACAACAGAUUGGCUAAUAGUCCCAAGUCUUUUUGCACAUCGUAUGGAAAAGUGAUUUUCACUAUUUUGUCCGAAUGAUGUGCGUAUUGCACACUGUUAAUUCGAACCCUCUCUGGAACCAAGAUGAAAUUUCAGGAACCGCACAGAUCUAACAGCUUAACAUUGGUAAAUUCCUGUAGGUCUUGGCACAAGACAUCAAAAAGGAAACCCCAUUUCAGUUCAAGUUUCGUUCCAAAUUCUUCCCAGAAGAUGUGAGCGAGGAACUCAUCCAGGAAGUCACACAGGUAUGCGGCAAAAUUGAUUGCGAAAGUAGUAUGGUCCAGAGCUUUGCGCCGGAGUACCGAAGCAUGUAUAAAUGAUAAGUAAAGGAGAAAGCUCAAAAAGGAAUAAAAUAAAUUCUGAAAUUACACUGAAAUACUUUCGCCUGCUUCUACUUUUACUGUCGUUCCAAUUGAAGUGUUGCUCAAAUAUUGAUUCAAUACAUUACCUCGGGCUGACCAAUUCAUUUGAUCAAGUUCCUCGAGAUACUCAUACACUUUCCUGUGAAAGAGCCAAUUCCAAGUAUUUGAUAAUUUCUGGUCACUUCUGGUCACUUCCUUUCUAUUUAUGAUUGGUUAGUUGCACAAACAACAAAGGUGAUUGGUUCAUUCAAACUAUUCAACAGGAAGUUUACAAUUAUACUAGGAAGUGUAUGAAUAUCUCGAGGAACUUGAUGAAAUGAAUUGGUCAGCCCGAGGUAAUGUAUUGAAUCAAUAUUUGAGCAACACUUCAAUUGGAACAACAGUAAAUAUGAAAUUUCCUUGCCAGAGCAGGAGCCAGAGUUUUGACGGCCAAGCUAAAAUAACCUGAGUUUGCACAGCUCUAGUAUGUUCAUGUGUGAGUCGCAUUGAACCUGGUGUAAAUAAGAAAUAUAUUGUAUUUUUCAGCGAUUGUUCUUUCUGCAAGUGAAAGAUGCAAUUCUAACUGAUGAAGUGUAUUGUCCUCCAGAGACAGCUGUGCUUCUUGCUUCAUAUGCUGUAAGUAACAUAUUUUACAGUCGAUUUCAAGAAACUUUGACCAGAAAUUCGGCCACGAAGUUCGGAAGUUCAUAUUGGAAUUCACAAGCCAAUUUGUAAACAGAGUCCCUGAUUGGUCCCUGAAGUAAAAGAAGCCAAUCAAAUGCAUAGUUUACAAACUGGUUUGUCAAUCUCAUUAUGUACUUUUGAACUUCGCAACGAACUUCGCAACAAAGUUCGGAACAUUUGUGGUCAAAGUUUUGUGAAAUCGACUGUAACGAACACUGAUCUGCCCUUGUUUGUUAUUCUGACCAGUGUACCUUCCCAAUUUAUUUUGAGGUCUGCCCUUGAUGAGUAAAAUCAUCUGGCAUUAGACAGAGUAAAAUAAUAACGUAGGCACAUCAGGGGGCACAUUGCCACUUGAAGGGUUAAGUUAUUGAACUGUUCGCCCACUGUUUCCUUCCUGGGCUGUCAAAUAUCCUCUUGCAAUAAAUUUUAUAUUUUUUUUAGUGCCAAGCCAAAUAUGGCGACUAUGCAGAUUCAUCUUACAAGGCAGGAUUUCUUGCAAGUGAUCGGCUUCUCCCACAUCGGUAAGUCCAUUAAGUGGACCUUUCCCCGUAUAACUAAAAUUUUGAUCUAGACAAAAAUUUCAUCACAGCUUGAAAGAGCAUCACAAAAUUAGUAAUAUUACAAAGUUUUGUUGCGAAAUGUUGUAAAAUACGGAUAGUAUAGCCCUGCAAAGUUUGCCUUUUUUCAGUCAUUAAGUCAUUUUGUAUUACACACAGGAAAUUGAUACUUUUUUCAGAAAGCGAUAUCAAUUUCCUGUCCGUAAUACAAAAUAUAUCAGUCACACACACUCGAUACACACCCAGCAAUAAUAUCUUAUAAAAUAAGAUAUACAAACAGUAAUAUAUUACAUGGGGUUGUGACCAGCAAAAAGUGUAAAAAAAAGUUUGCUAGUGAAAUUCUUUUUACUAGCAAAGGCUAAAAUUUUACUCGCAUUUUUCGAGUUUGCAAACAUUAACUUCAAAGCUUGGUAUAUAAGCUACUGAGUACAGCAGUAAAAAUUUAUGCUAUUAAUCUGUUUUCUAAUUUAUGCUAUUAAUAUUAUUAGAGGAUAUUUAGAUUUUAGACAAUAGUAAAUUCCAAAAUCUAGUGCCCUGUAAAGUAGAUAUAGUAGAGAAAACUUUCAAUCCAAGGUAACUACUGUACAUAUAUAAUCUGUUUUUUUCCUAGUGUCUACGAACAACAUAAAAUGUCAAAAGAUGAGUGGGAAGAAAGGAUUGUCAAAUGGUGGAGGGAACACAAAGAUGUCACAAAGUAUGUACUAAAGGAAUACUGAAUGGUUUUCCGUGCAGGAUUGCGUGAUCCAUGCACGAGGGAUGUUGUGAGACUUUCGGAAAGCAUAAAAAUACUCGUGCCGCAGGCGAGUGUAUUUUUACGCUUUCCAAAAGUCGAGCAACAUCCCAAGUGCAUGGAUCACACAAUCCUGCUUGGAAAACCAUUUUGCUAGUAGUUUUAUAAAAUAACUACAGUGAAACAAUGACAUUUUGAGAAUCCCGCUAAGGCAUUUUAAUUCCUCGUGCAGGAUAGCCUGAUCCUGCACGGCUAUUGACCAAUCAAAUUGCGUGUUUCACUGUAGUUAUUAUAUAAUGAGCAUUCCUGCAGGCCUUAAUUCCAGGGUCCCCCAGCACCUCGGGGGCCCGGGGCAAUUCCCCCCCCCCUGCCCCUCCUCUUGAUGGCCCUGCAUAGGACCCUUGGCCCUUGCUCAUCAUAGACUCUUCAAAUCCCAAAUAAUUCAACAGGAUCCUUCUUGUCCUCUGUGAAUGAAACACCAAACGAUUAACAAUUAUACUUAUCAAGAGAGAAGAGUCUUGGGCAUGAUAUAAAUAAGUCAAAUUGUCUUGUAGAGAAGAUGCGAUGACAGAGUAUCUGAAAAUUGCCCAGGAUCUAGAAAUGUAUGGCGUUAGUUAUUUUGAAAUCAAGAACAAGAAAGGGACUAGCUUGUGGCUUGGUGUAGAUGCACUUGGAUUAAAUGUCUAUGAGAAAGAAGACAAGUAAGACUAUUAAGAGGCAAUUUAUUUCAUUGUUGCGUAUUUGUGAUGAAAAGUGUUCAAAACUUUGUUUUAGCUUUAUUUUGUAGUUUACACAGUUAGCAACCUUUUUAAAUGUAUCUGGCGAUUAAGAAACACAAAAUAAUAAUUAAAUAUUGACAACAUUCAAUCUACAACUUUCUGGUAUUAAGUUUUUUGUACUGUAACUUCAUAUAGUAUCAUGUAACAGACUAUUUCAGCAUAUAUCGUACAUGUUCGGUAGUUUGAAACGUGUUAGCCCAUCGAUACUUAUUUUUUUUACUGUUGACAUUUGUCCCUUCUAGACUAACACCAAAAAUAGGAUUCCCAUGGAGUGACAUCAGGAAUAUUUCUUUUAAUGAUAAGAAAUUCGUUAUUAAACCUAUUGACAAGAAAGCACCAGUAAGUACGAGAAAUAUAGCUCCUUGAGUCUUUGAAGGUUUGCAUCAAGACCGGAUUUUGGUGGAAAUAGUGGGGGAGGUGGAAAAAAAUUAGGGUAGAUGCAGCGGUCUAGCUCACAACCCCCAUGGAAAGUAUUGGAAAGUUUAACCCAUUGAGCCGCAAAUUAUCUUUUUUUUUCUUGUCUAAUGCCAGACGAUUUUACUCGUCAAUGGGGAAGCUCUGCAGCUUAAUGGUUAACCAAAAAAUCUGACAAUGUCUCCAGUUAACCCAUCGAGCCACAAUGCGCCCCCAGUGCGCCCUACUUAUUUUUUUUACUUGUCUAACGCCAGACGAUUUUACUCGUCAAUGGGGAAGCUCUGCAGCUUAAUGUCAAUGGGGAAGCUCUGCAGCUUAAUGGGUUAACCAAAUAAUCUGACAAUGUCUCUAGUUAACCAAAAAAUCUGACAAUGUCUCUAGUUAACCUUAUCGAGCCCCAGUGCGCCCUACUUAUUUUGUUUUACUUGUCUAACGUCAGACGAUUUUACUAAAAAUCUGACAAUGUCUCUAGUUAACCCAUCGAGCCCCAGUGCGCCCUACUUAUUUUGUUUUACUUGUCUAACGUCAGACGAUUUUACUCGUCAGUGGGGAAGCUCUGCAGCUUAAUGGGUUAACCAUUGUCGAAAAACCAAGAACUACAUGUAGUUCCAACUACCAAUACCAUGAAGGAGAAAUAUUUAUUGGCAAUUUCUCUGCUCUAGGAUUUUGUAUUCUACGCACCACGACUUCGCACAAACAAACGUAUCCUGGCAUUAUGCAUGGGCAACCACGAGCUCUACAUGAGGCGAAGAAAACCUGACACGAUCGAAGUACAACAAAUGAAAGCGCAGGCGAGGGAAGAAAAACAUAAUAAACAAAUGGAGAGGUAUGCAUUGAACAGACCGUUGCCAAAUAACGAAACUUGAUAGGGAUGCAAUUACCUCAAAAAUACAAGGAGAACUUCGACGUUUCGAGCCAAGGCCCUUUCUCGGGAAGGUAUAGUUGCGUCCCCGCCCAUCAAUCUAAGUUUUGCAGUUUUUUGCUGAAUGGCUGUUCCUAUUAUAUCAAGAUCUUGUUGGCAUCUCACUCGAUUGAAUAAUAAUUCAGUGUUACUACAGUAUUAAACUACAUGUUCAUUGAAAAUGAAAAUCUAUAGAGUGAUAGUGAUGAUGAUGAUGGUGAUGAUAUAACAUAAUGAGUCCAUUAUGUAGCGCACAAACCAAAGUUGUUCUAGGCAAUGGUGACGAUGAUGAUAAUAGUGAUGAUGAUGUAACGUAUCCCUAACAAUUGUUCCUUUUAGAAUAUCACUAUAGCGGGAAAUUUGCUAGAUUAAGCGUUAUGAGCACAUAACAAUUGGACUUGGCAGAAGCAUUAGGGUGUGAGCAUGUUAUUUCAAUAGGAAAAAACAUUUAAAGUUACCUAAUGCGUCAUGACAAGAAUGAUUGAUAGUGAUGAUGAUGAUAGUGAUGAUGAUGAUAGUGAUGAUGAUAGUGAUGAUGAUGAUAGUGGUGAUGAUGAUAGUGAUGAUGAUGAUAGUGGUGAUGAUGAUAGUGAUGAUGAUAGUGGUGAUGAUGAUAGUGAUGAUGAUGAUAGUGAUGAUAAUGAUAGUGAUGAUGAUGAUAGUGAUGAUGAUGAUAGUGAUGAUGAUAGUGGUGAUGAUGAUAGUGGUGAUGAUGAUAGUGAUGAUGAUGAUAGUGAUGAUGAUGAUAGUGAUGAUGAUGAUAGUGAUGAUGAUAGUGAUGAUGAUAGUGAUGAUGAUAGUGAUGAUGAUUUAUGAUAGUGAUGAUGAUUAUGAUAGUGAUGAUGAUAGUGAUGAUGAUAGUGAUGAUGAUAGUGAUGAUGAUUAUGAUAGUGAUGAUGAUUAUGAUAGUGAUGAUGAUAGUGAUGAUGAUAGUGAUGACGAUUAUGAUGAGGAUGAUGAUAGUGAUGAUGAUAGUGAUGAUGAUGAUGAGAAGAUGAUGAUGAUGGUAAUGGUGGUGAAGAUGAUCGUGUUGAAGAUGAUCGUGGUGAUAAUGGAUGAUGGUGCUUUUGAUAUAUUUUGGCCUGAAACGUCCCUGGAUAAUACUAUAAUGAAUGCGAGACAAUGGUGGUGAAGAUGAUCGUGGUGAUAAUGGAUGAUGGUGCUUUUGAUAUAUUUUGGCCUGAAACGUCCCUGGAUAAUACUAUAAUGAAUGCGAGACAAACUGAAUGACUGUUCUGUUUUCUCCAGACAAACGAUCUUGAAAGUGAAACAAGAGCGUGAAAAUGCUGAACUGGAAAAGAAAAAGCUCGAAGAACGUUUACUUAAGUUUGAAGAGGAUGCUAGGAAAGCUCAAGAAGGUGUGCUGAUAUUUUCUUGAGGGGGGCUGGGGUUCAGGUGGAGAUUUUGGGAUGAAAUUUUCUCAUCGUAGUUGCUCACGAUUUGUGUUUUAUAUCUUAAUAGAACUGGCGAAAUCUGCCGCAGCGGCUGAAGAACUCGAGAGGAAACGUAUGGUAGCCGAAGAGGAAGCGAAAAGACUGGAGGAAAAACGGAAAGAAGUUGAGGAAGAGAAAGUCCGCAUGGAACUGUUACUUCAAAGUGAAACACAAGAAAAAGAAGAACUUGUAAGUCACAGUUUAACUAGACUUAUGGCUAGUCUGUAGGUAGUCACUGACCUGACUGUAGAUACUGUCCAGCUGGUCAGCAGGUAUAGUCUCUGGCUAGUCUCAACUAUUUAGAAAGUUUUUAUGGAAUUGCUGAGAAUAACCUGGCACCGUGCUAACGUAUAGGGCGUCGUCGACAGUCCAAAAAUUAAUCUUGUUCUAUGAUCAUUACAGAGAAAUGAAUUCUCGAAGGUUAAUGAAGAAGUACUACGUGUCCAGGAGGAGGCCGAGAAACAAGCAAAGGAGGCUCAAAGACUGCAAGAAGAGGUAGGUUGUUUGUUUGGAUAUUUUGUCACCAUCACCAGAGAAUGCUCAGAUAACCGCCAUUACCUAAAAUCUUUUUGGCGUUCCUCUCAAAAUUACUUUGUUUUAGCUUUAUUUUGUAGUUUACACAGUUAGCAACCUUUUUACUGUCGAUGCAAUGGAAGUGUUGAUAAAAUAUUGCACCAAUUCCUUUCCUCAAGUUGAUCAAUUCAUUUGAUAGAAAAUUGAUCAACUUCCUGUUACUUUUAGAUGAGCCAAUUAAAUUUCGUUUCAGAACCGAUUGACCAAUAGGAAACGAAAUUUAAUUGAAAAGCAAUUUGAAUUCGUAUGAAUUGAUCAACUUGAAGAAAUGAAUUCAUACAAUAUUUUAUCAACACUUCCAUUGCAUCAACAGUAAACAUAUCAGUAAACAAUUACCAUUGAUAUGAAACUGACGCCUUAUAUUUACAGCAAUAUAAGCAAAAUUUACUGACGUAAUUUUAUCUUUGGCGUACCAUCUAGAAUCUCUUCAUUUUAGCACAGUUUUACAGAUAAAGCACUAAACAUACUUUUAAAGUUUGUUUGCCGCUUGAGAAACGUAUAAAAAAUUUAAAAAUUUGAAUAUAGUUAUAUCCAAGUGGAAAAAUAUAUUCAUUAGUUUUGAGAGCGUGUUACGUAACAUACAAAAGAUUCUCCUCUUCAUACCUAAAUAACCACAGUCACCAUGAUCAGGAUAUUUAUUCUAAGAAAUCUGCAUUAGUAUUAGCCGCAAGUACUAUAUCUAUCGCUACAAAGCCAUCAUUACUGAUGCACUUUUCAUCAUUUCCCCCAUUAUAACCACAAUAAUUUAUACUACCAUAUUAAUAACUUCUUAUUAACCGAGCGCAAGGUCUUCACAGAGAAAUAUUGGACCGAAGUCUUUUUUGAACUGACCGAGCCCGUAGGGCGAGGUUUGUACAAAAAGACCGAGGUCCGAUAUUUCUCUGCUAUAUUUCUAUGGCAUUUAUACUUGAAACAAACAAGAAAUGCAUGAUUUGAAAUGCUUAUUAGUAGCGUGGUACACAUUUGGUCGAAGAAAACAAGCAUUACCAAUGUAUUCCUUCCUUUCCACUUAAAACCAUUCACAGAUAUCUUAUUAAUAACAAAUUAAAUUAUAAUUUUCAAAUUUUCAAUUGGUUUUGCUGUUUUGUUUUAAAAUGCAUGCGUUCGUUUUUACGUAAUGGAUCGCCACGGGAAAAUAAUGUAAAUGUACCGCUGAAAGUGCUUCUCAGCCAAUCACAGUCACCAUUUCACCGGAAGUAAUGCUUGCCAUAUAAUAAUACCUUGGUAAUCCAUAUAUGUGAAUAUCGCAAAUCUUCUUUCUCGAUAGCUUGCAGAAACUAAACUCAAAGAGGAAGAAAAUCUUAAAAAACUUGCCGAGGUUCCUCAUAAUGUUCUCUACGCCACGGAGGCCGAAGGCGCGGAAGACAGUCGGGAAUUGCAGACCACCUCAGAAGCCGAACAACAAACUGAGUUAGAUCGUACAACUGAAGUAUCUAAGAACAUAGACGUGCAAACUCAGCUCAAGGUGGGUUCGAGAUUUGCAGUAUACCCUAGUAUCCUGACAAUACCAGUUUGAAAUCUUGCAUACCAGAUGUCGAAACCUCUGUAUCCCAUUUCGAUACCCAAGAGGUUCUUGCCCGAGCCACUUUCAUUUCCACAUGUUUAAUAGUUUAAUUCCAGCUGUAGACUAAAUUUUGAUCUAGGCAAGAAGAACAAAAUCCAUCGCCACAGCUAGAAAGAGCAUGUUAAAAUUAAUAAAAUUGCAAAGUUUGGUUGCGAAAUGUUGUAAAAUGAGGAAAAUGUAGCCCUUCGAAAUUUGCAAAUUUUGUGUUAAUUUGUAUUACGCGCGGGAAAAAUAACCACAUUUAGGCCGAAAGUGGUGCAUUUUCCCGUGCGUAAAACAAAUUAAUACAAAAUUUGCAAAUUUCGUAGGACUAUAUUUUCCGCAUUUUACAACAUUUUGCAACCAAACUUUGCAAUUAUACUAAUUUUAACACGCUCUUUCUAGCUGUGGUGAUGGAUUUUGUUCUUCUUGCCUAGAUCAAAAUUUGGUUUAUAGCUGGAAUUUGAAGACAUUUACAAUACAGCCAAUAGCCAGUUAAUUGUUCUGACAUUGUUGUUAAUGUUGCAUGUUUUCCUAUUUUGAGAAUUUGGGUACCAGAUUUUCAGUAUGGAUACCAGGUCUGGAAAUGCUGACAUUCAACUAAAUGGAUUUCAGAAACAAUUCUGUAUGAGUUAGGGUUAGGAGAAGAAGCAUGGCUCUCUGAGUGAGCAGCUGUGUUGUAAAGUAGGGGUAUCGCUGGGCAUAUGCGAACUAUAGGCUUUAGCUUCAGUUGAACUGUGUUGUGUUUUUAGAUGCUUUCAAGUGAACUGCAAGGAACCAGAGAUGACUCAAAACUAACGAGAAUAGAUAUUCUUCAUGGUGAGAAUGUUCGUGCAGGCCGAGAUAAAUACAAGACUUUAAGACAGAUCAGAAUGGGAAAUACCAAACAACGUGUCGAUGAGUUUGAAAUGAUGUAAUAAAGGUACGUCACACACUUACUCUGCUGGCUUUGUCAGAUCUGGUGAAUUUUGGGCUCACAGUCUUUUUCAUGUGAAAAAGCGCUGAAAUUUAAAGGUAGAGAAGGCGUAGAUCUAAAUUGCUUUGCAAAGUGAGCUCCAUAUAUAGUGUAGCAGAUUGAUAAUAAUGUUAGGGUAUACCAUAAAGACAUUUUUAGCUAUAGGGGCAUUAUAGAGUAGCUCCUGGUUACCACAAAAUUUUGUUUUUCUUACCAUUUACCUAUUAAAUUACUAUCUUAUAAAAAAAGUAAAAUUUCAAUGUCUACUACGGUUUUCCAAGCCUAUCCCGAGUUAUUAACGGUCAAAAACCGCAAAAUGGUAUAAAAAGGCCACGAAAUACUGUUUUUUAGCAGGUUUAACCUUAUGUAACUUGAAUCGGUGUCGAAAAUCGUAGCAUCCGUUUAAAUGUCCUAUAUUUAGUUUUUUGCGAAAUUUCACUUUUUUUUAUAAGAUAGUACUUUAAUAUGUAAAGUAAGAAAAACAAAAAUUUGCAUAAUAUGCAUCAAGGGUCUGAUCCUAAGGUAAAUACAGAUGCCAAAAAAGAGCACUACGUCGAGAAGACAACGUAGGGCUCAUUACACGAAGAAACAUGAUAUAUAAUUGCCAAACAGCUACACUUUGGUUUUACCUAGACAUAUCAAGGAAAAACAGUUUCCUUGUUUAUUUUUCACCAGUUUGAAUCAAAUUUCCACCUAUUCGCAAAAUGCGAGUCCACAAUCAUGUUAAAAAUGCUUGUCAGCGCUCGUUAAUCACUACUUACUUUAUGUAAUUUCGUGUUCAAACGCCCCACGCACAGUUAAAUCCAUGAUUAGUUAACCAUCCGACCAACAACGUUUUGCCCAGGUAUAGUUGCACCCCUAUCAACCAAAGUUUUCGAAUAAAAUUCUGUCAUUAUGAUUCAUGUUUAACACGCAUAUUUAUCUCUCUUUAAGGUCCAAAUAGAAAUUAUCUAUCGAUUGAUUCGCUUUCCAUUGUCCAAGAGAUUUAUUGCGAAAACACGUGGCUUCAGUACUCAACCAUCUACCUUCCUAAACCUAGGAAUGGAGCAGAGAAUUUCUAAGGACAGAUUUCUUUCAUGCAGAGACGAUUGUAUUUUUUGUCUAGGUUUUUUUUUCGCUGUGUUUUCAUAUGUAACUAAUUUAUUCAAUCAAUCAAUCAAGAAUUAGUGUCGAAUAUAUAAGGUUUGCAUGAUAUUUUAGUGUAUAAGUGUCCGCGCAUGGGUUGGAAGUUUUUGUCUAAUAAACGAUUUUUGUGUACGUUUGUUUUCAUAUUAAUACGGUCGUUAAG